Molecule: messenger RNA, 2250 nt
Organism: Rana temporaria (common frog)
Lineage: Eukaryota; Metazoa; Chordata; Amphibia; Anura; Ranidae
Gene: MIGA2
Product: mitoguardin 2
Exons: 16
Coding region: 408-2165 (585 amino acids)
Biological process (GO): mitochondrial fusion
Source: RefSeq, a predicted model, not a curated record
GCACACGUGAGGCGCGAGCGGAUGCGCGGAUUGGCUGUUGCGGUAAUGGAAUGUGAAAUCCUCGCUAGCUAUUGGUGGUGGCCGGUGUCGUUCAGGUCUCAGGGUUCGGGUGCGCUAGGCUGGAGGAGACGCUGCCCUUCUGGAGGGUAGAAGCGGUGAGUGCGGAGCGGAAGGCGGACUGUCAUGGUUAUUCUCGGAAUAAGGAGCAGCAUAACUUCCGGCUGUCAGUCCCGAGGAGGAGAUGGAGGAGCAGACUUCCAGCGGUAUGCAUGCUGGGGUUUGUUUGAAAAAUGGGAUCUUUAAAUGCACCUAAUCCGUGCCAACUGCCUGAUCAAGAAAUAGGGGAAUUAAUGCCUGAACGCAAUUAAAUAUUAUCCUUGUGUCCACAUACUGCCUAACUGACCAAUAUGGCAUUCCAGAGAGCAGAGGGCAUGUCCAUUAUCCAAGCUUUGGCUAUGACCGUGGCAGAGAUCCCUGUGUUCUUGUACACAACCUUUGGACAGACCACAUUCUCACAGUUAAAGCUUUCCCCCGGCCUCCGGAAAGUCCUGUUUGCAACUGCUCUCGGCACAGUAGCUUUGGCUCUGGCAGCCCACCAGCUGAAAAGACGAAAACAUAAGAAGAAACAAAUAACAGCAGAGAGCGGAGGCCUGAAACCAGGCGGGGUACCUACAGCUGUCUUACCUGUCAGACGCACCUCUUCUGUAAAGAAAGGAUACUCCCGCAGAGUGCAGAGUCCGAGCAGCAAAAGUAAUGACACUCUCAGUGGUAUUUCCUCUAUAGAGCCAAGCAAGCAUUCAAGUUCCACUCACAGCCUGGCUUCGGUAGUAGCAGUCAACUCCUCCAAUGCAAAUGCCCCAUCCUUGGAACCAUGGGGGUCCCGAGAGAUGGAUGAACAGUUGGCCGCGGAUGAUUCCAAUGCAGAAAACCUGUAUAGUCAAGGAAUGGAGCUAUUCGAAGAGGCUUUACAUAAGUGGCAGCAGGCUCUGAACAUAGGCCAGCGAUGCAGCUCCAGCACCCUUACAGCUCCAUGCACUGAACUCUAUGGAGGCAGCAUGUCGGAAAGCUUGCAGGAGACCAAAGAGUUGUCAGGCAGGUUGGAAGCCUUGUUGAGCCGUGCGUAUAAUCUACAGGAAGAGUUUGGCACCAGCAUGCCCGAAGAUAACCUGUUGAUGGAUCUGGAAGGAGCAUUGAUGUUUCCUCAUCUGGAAGGCAAGAGGAUGUUGCAGAUGGAUGAUGAGAUCAGCACCAUAUCUGAUGAGUCCUUUUUCUCCGCUGCUGAGCUGUUUGACAAUUUACAACUGAAAGAGGGCCCCUUUAUUCCUCAAAAGCUUGCUGCAGCAUAUGAAGAGGCCUUGAAGUUGGUGCAUGCAGAAGAAGUGGCUUGCAGAACAAUAAGAACGGAGCUGCUGGGUUGUUAUAAUGACCAGGACUUUUUGGCAAAAUUGCACUGUGUCCGUCAGGCUUUCCAGCAACUACUUCAGGAUGAAGGCAACCGGUUGUUCUUUGGUGAAGUUGGGAAACAAAUGGUGACAGGACUGAUUGUUCGAGCUGAAAAGAAUCCUAAGAGUUUCAUAGAGAACUAUGAAGAAAUUGUGCAGUAUGCACUGAAGGAAGAUACAUGGCCCACUACUGAGAGAGAACUAGAAGGACGCGGGGUGGUCUGCAUGAAUUUCUUUGACAUAGCACUUGAUUUUAUAUUAAUGGAUGCCUUUGAGGACUUGGAAAAUCCACCGACCUCAGUAAUUGCGGUCUUGCGGAACCGCUGGCUGUCUGAUAGCUUCAAGGAAACUGCACUGGCAACUGCAUGCUGGUCAGUUUUAAAAGCUAAACGAAGACUUCUCAUGGUUCCAGAUGGCUUUAUAGCUCACUUCUACUCCGUAUCGGAGCAUGUCAGCCCCAUAUUGGCAUAUGGAUUUCUUGGUCCAAAAGAGAAUUUAACAGAAAUUUGUACUUUCUUUAAGCAUCAAAUUGUGCAGUAUUUAAAGGACAUGUUUGACUUGGAUAAAGUGAGGUAUACUACAAUCCAGUCACUGGCAGAGGACAUCUUGCACCUUUCCCGCAGACGGAGUGAGAUCCUGCUGGGAUAUCUGGGUGUAGACAAUCUACGGGCAAUGAAUGGAGACCUGCCAGCACCAAACGGACCAUCAGAGCUUCACCUCUGAUGUCAAAGAAUCUACUGGCUACCAGAAUGUAGACAUCAAUUUCUAUUUCUCUUAUAUUUUUAAGGCACACUUUACUGAAAACCAG